AUGGGUAAACCUAGAUCUAUGAGUUCGUCGGUGGUGGAGGAGCGGUUGGGGAGGGAAGAUGAAUGGGAUAGGACAUUCAGGAGGACGGAGACGGAGCCGUAUAAAGAGGGGAGGAAGGUUCAGAGGGAGACGGUGGUUUAUGAGAAGGUUGAUUUGAAAGUUAUGGCACCUCCAGCGCCGAAAAAGACGUUUAAGGAUGUCAGCAAUCUGAAGGCGAAAUCGAACCUUGCUGUUGUGAACUGGCUACUUCCGAAGAUCAAUUACAAGACUUUCAUUGCGAAUUAUAGCGAUGCGGUGUAUGAUGGCCAAGUCAGCAGCAAGCUUCUUCCUGCUAUCAACGAGAUCUUCUCGAAUCUUGAGAAAGCCAAGAGUCCGGAAAUGAGACUUGAGGAUUUCAAGGGUAGAGAAGGUGACGUGUCUGCGCUUCGAUGGCUUUUCACUAGUUUCGGAGGCCCGAAUCUUUGGAAAGAACUCGCGACUAUGAUUACGAGUUGUAUUAUCAGGGAGACGAUCGAGGCUAUUUCGAAGAAGCAACUCGCUGAUGUGAAGUCCAAUAUUGAUUGGCUUUACUACUAUUACGGUAUGCUGGAGGAAGACAGUUUGUUCACCGAACUCGGAGGACCGCUUCUUGAGGGCGAGGAGAGAAAAGACAGGAAGGUUUCUUACUCGCAACCCAUCAACACCAGCAUCGAACAGGGGGAGAAGAUGUAUCUUACUCGUGCUCACCUACGAUCGCAGUUAUGGAAUGCGAUCUGGCGAGUUGAUGAGGAGACGAGAGGUGGACAAUCUGAAGCGCUGCUCAGACUUGCGGAUUCGUCGAUGAAGAAGAUCGAGACGAGGGCGGGAAGCUUGUAUCCUGAUGAGAAAGUCAGGGGCGAGAUUCAUGCUUCGUUGAGGACUAUGACGAGGGGAUGUAGGAACAUUGAGAAUCGGAUUGAGGAGGAGAAGCAAGAUAAAGAGCUGGCGAAGCAGGUGCUUAAGACACUCGAGAAGGGUGCUUAUGGUGGAGUCUUCGGCGCUCUGGAUCAAUCACCCAAACAAGAACCGAAGCAGUUUGCCAAAGACGCCGGAAAGGCGAACUCAGACAAGAAGGACAGCGGGGAUGAUAAGGAGACGUCUACCAAGGAUGAAAAGAAGAAAGCAGCAAGGGAAUCCAGAGAAAGAGCAGCGUCUAUCAACAAAAAGCUUGCUAGAGAUGCUCGUGAGAGAGCUCUCGAGAACAACGCCAGAAUUCUACGCGAGAUGAACGAGGUUGCUGUGUUCCAAACCAGAGGUCCUAGGUCACCAAAGGAUAGACAGGAAGGAGCUGCGAGGAUCACGGCUCAAGCUGCACGGGAUGAGGCUAGGAGGAAGUCGAUUGUAGAAGAGCCGGAGGCAAAGGCUCGGACUAAGCAACGAAGGUCUUCGAGGAGCCCUGAGAAGGAGUCGAGUCAGCAUGACGCUCCUAGAUAUCAGGUUAGACGUGGGAAGGAUAAUGAGCUUGUUCUUGCAAGAGCACCACGAUCUGCUGGACAAGCAAAACAGUCAAAACCAGAAACCCUCGGUGACAAGAUCAAAGCAGCAUUCCAAGUACCCGUCGUCGAAUACCGAGUCGAACCAAGAGAAUCCCGCCACGGCUCCUCACCAAGCCGCUCCAACUCCAAAGCCUCACCACCAACCGCCCCAGCCAAAGAAAGAACCGAACACAAAAGACAAAGCACAACCUACCACGACGAGCGCGAUAUCCGCACCUCAGACCGCGACACCCGCCCCUCAGACCGCCCUAUAGGACUCGGUCUCCGCCCCAAAUCCAAAACCUCCUCCCCAAGACCCCACGGCAUCCACGGCCAACCCCUCCGCUACUCCCCCCCAGGCACACCCUACAUCCCCGAAGCGCGCCAACAAUCCCGUCAAACACGCAGCCCAUCUCCAAUCCGCUACCGCGUCCUCCCCCCCACGCCCGGCGCACCCAUAAACUUCUCGCGCAAACAAGUCAGUCCCGGCCCGCAAGACCGACCUACCUCCCCCAUCAGCGAGUUCGGCGGGCAUUCACAUCCGCUGGAAUCACAUCCGAUUGAAAGGCCGCCUAUUGGUUCCUAUUUCCCUGCUACGCCGAAAAAGAAGGCUGGGGAGGAGGACGCGCCGAUGUGGAAACAACUUCAAGAUGAUGAGAGGAAGCUCGAGGAAUGGAGACAGUCGAAGAUGGGACCGCAUGAGCCGGCGAGACAUUCGAGGGUGCCGGAGAAGGGGAUUCUGAAGCCGAAGUGGGCGGGCGAGUUGAGGCGGAAGAAGAGUGUGGGGUUUACGCCGAGUACGAAGAUGACGGAGAGUUUGAGGAGGGAGGUGGAGAGGGAGGAGGAGAGGAGGGGGAGGAGGGGUGAGAGGGAGAGGUAUUGA
Molecule: messenger RNA, 2376 nt
Organism: Glarea lozoyensis ATCC 20868
Lineage: Eukaryota; Fungi; Ascomycota; Leotiomycetes; Helotiales; Helotiaceae
Exons: 3
Coding region: 1-2376 (791 amino acids)
Source: RefSeq, a predicted model, not a curated record